Molecule: messenger RNA, 2330 nt
Organism: Austrofundulus limnaeus
Lineage: Eukaryota; Metazoa; Chordata; Actinopteri; Cyprinodontiformes; Rivulidae
Product: TBC1 domain family member 24
Exons: 11
Coding region: 49-2073 (674 amino acids)
Source: RefSeq, a predicted model, not a curated record
AGGACGCCGGAGUUCUCCAACUGUGGAAACUUGAAUUUAUUAUCCCACAUGUCCUCCGACCAAGACCUGAGCUUUGUUGCAACAGGUAGAAGACAAAGGUCUCACUCCUAUGACAGCGUAGAGGGCAGUAGGACCAACGGUUUACCAGUGCAGACAGCAGAAACCAUUCUAAGGCCUCGCUCCCGGUUCAGUCCUCUGAGACAGAGAACAAGCUCCCAUUUGAAAAAUCAAGUGUCCAAAAAGGAGAAUAUGUCUGGGGAUCGGUCCGGUGGUAAAACCAAACCAAACAAACUCAGUGGCAGUAAAGGUAGUGCCAGGUCAGUGUCCAUGAUGACCAUCUCUGAGUCGGACAACUGGGAGAUAUGCUGCAGCUCGGGGAUGAAGUAUGGACAGUUUGUAGACUGGGAGAAGAUCGACCCUGAAGCUGCGAGAAAAUAUGAGCAGAUUCGGAAAAGCGAGCACCGGCAGCUAAAAAGCAUGGGCCGAGAUGGAUUCUGGGCCAUGCCGCACACGCUAAGAGCCAAAGCGUAUUAUCACAUCAUCCACAACAUCAACUCCAGGGCCGUCUCACCAGACAGAGACGUGUUUUAUGAGCUGGUCAAGAAGCUUUUUGGAGAGCAGAAACUCAGCACCCACCCAGUCCCAGAGUACAUGGAGGAUGGAGAAGUCCCAAGAUACUGUCUCAACAAAGCAGGCCUGAAUUCGGUUAAAAAGAUCCUUCUUUGCCUCGGCAACUAUUUCCCAGACAUGAGCUUCUGCCCCAUCCUCCCCGCCUUGGUCUCUCUCAUCCUUCACUUCAGCGAGGAUGAAGCCGAGUGUUUCUACAGUGUGUCUCGACUUAUUUGCUACAAAGACCCCAAUAAGCGGUACAUUGACCAGACCUUCCUAACGUACCGCGGCUCCUGCAUGACAUUCGGGGACCUUGCCAACCGGUGCUGCAGAGGCAUUCGUAAGCUGAUCGCCAGCUCUCACCAAAACCUUUUUGAGUUUUACUCUGACUGGAUCAUGUGGAUCUUUGCCGAUCUUCCCUUCACCUAUGCCAUAAGAGUACUGGAUGUGUACCUACUAGAGGGCUACAAGGUUCUCUACAGGGUAGCGUUGACCUUGCUCGAUCUCUACAAAGUGUCUGUGUCGUCUCGAGUGGCAGACGUGGAGGACUUCCGAACGGAUAUGAAGCGUUUCGUACAGAGCGUGGACCGCCACUGUACCAUUGAGACGCUUCUAGAAAGAGCCUUCCAGAUCCCCAUGGCUACACGGAGUGAGCUGAACCUCCUGUUCAACGCCAACAAGGACGCUCUGAUGGGAAAAGGUGUCAGCACACACCAGAAGAGGCAGACAGUGGAAACAGUGGACUUUGCAAACUUCAGGUCCGAUGUUGUUACAAGGACUGAGAUGAGAGUCAUCUGGGCCUGGAUCCCUGAGCGCGUUGCUCUGUUCAGUCCUGUUAGGUUGUUCAGUACAGCAGAACAUGGAAGAGGUCUUUCUUUGUUUUAUUCACAUGUUGAAGGACAUGAACCAGUGGUCAUCAUUAUCAAAACAAUGGAGGAAGAGGUGUUCGGCGUGUUCCUAUCAACAGACCUGAUAGAAACUAGAAAUCACGACUCUGAAGAGCUCAUGUAUUUUGGAACUGGGGAAUGUUUYGUUUUCACGCUCCGUCCCAACAUGGAGCGCUACCAGAGGGCGAUGGUCAACAUAAUGACCCGAAGAGGUUCCUCUCAGCAGGACCAUGCCAACAUCAAGAAAAGCGGAAACCCCGGUUCUGCUGGGACUGCACCGAAGCCCAGCUAUCUGACCAUCCCUUUUACGACACAGUCUGAUACUGCCAAAGAGCCCAAGAGACCCAAGGAGCAGGAAGCCUCAAAGUUUAUUGCGGGAGAUGACAGUCAGCUCAUUAUAGGUGGUGAUGGGGGUCACGCUCUGUUUCUGUAUGAGGACCUGGAAGAAGGAUACACCGAACACUGCGACACGUUCAGGAGCAACCCUCUUUGCAAGGGGCGUUUCCAGAUCCAGUCCCUUGAAGUCUGGGGUGUCCAGAGCUCAGUUUACUUAUCUCGCAGAUUUUCUUUGCAUUAGAACUUUGUGACUUGUUUCUAUUCAAACCUGAACCAGUUUUUGUUAAAGCUAUUUUUGUGAACUUGACUUGCAGAUAUUUAUUAUCGCCCAGCAUCAUGAAGGGGCAAUUGCUUGUGUCAUUUUUUUGUCUGUUUGCAAAACUAUAUAACACCACUGGACAAUUUUAAUGAAAUUCUCAGAAAGUAUCAGUUUGUUGUACAUCUACUACUGAUUAACUUUUGGAGUCAACUUGAUUCAAUAAUCUUUGAUAGCUGAAA